Exophiala oligosperma is the source of this 1523-nucleotide messenger RNA. RefSeq lists its product as uncharacterized. The record is from RefSeq and is a predicted model, not a curated record. NCBI's taxonomy places the organism in Eukaryota, Fungi, Ascomycota, Eurotiomycetes, Chaetothyriales, Herpotrichiellaceae. Gene Ontology annotation, molecular function: catalytic activity. Bases 399 to 1262 code for a protein of 287 amino acids. The transcript is spliced from 3 exons.
CUCGUACAAGUACGACAACCAAACCCCUCCAUCAAGUCCCCCAUCGGCAUUUGAACAAUCACCGUCCUUGGUCCCCCAUUUUGGACCACUUGGAUCGGAGAAGACUCCGCCAGUUCCCUCAAGUCGGAGACUCUCUUUUCCCGCAACAACCGCGGGGGUGAUUCCAGGGUUCAAUGUUAUCCCGAUGAACAGCGGCCACACAAGGGAAUCAUCGGGCAAAGAAAGUUACACCGUGGGGCCUUGAAGAGAUGUCGACGGUUGGUACUGUUUCGCAGCUUCACUUUACUCUUUGGUAGGUGAUUUGAUUUCCAUCUUCUCUAGCUAUUUCGUUUCCCUACGCACACAUUUCAACCCAAACCACAACAAUACUCGUACUUUCUCCGACUCAGAAAACAAAAAUGGCCAAGGCAACUCACAUCAUCCGCUUCAUCGCCAACGAGGACAACAGAGUCCAUCUCGGCCAACUCAAAGACACCAGCCGAGAUGUCGGUCUCGACACCUUUGAGGGCAAGAAGGUCGAGGCAUACCUGAUCAAUGGUUCCAUCUUCACUCCCGAGGUUACCUCGAUCGUCUACACCGUCAAGCAAUUGCUGUCACCGGUGUCGAUGGAAGACUGCAACUAUAUCCGAUGCUUGGGUUUGAACUACAAGGACCACGCGAAUGAAGCGAACAUGGCCCUCCCAAAAGCCCCCAUCCUCUUCACGAAACCGCGUACCGCUCUCGCCGACCCGUACCCGGCUGCUAUCCCCGUCCCCAAGGCCGCGCAGGAUGGAACUUCGGAUUACGAGGCGGAACUUUGCGUCGUGAUCGGCAAGACCGGUCGUGACAUUCCUGAAGACAAGGCUCUCGACUACGUUCUCGGGUACACCUGCAGCAACGACGUUUCGGCCCGGACGAUGCAGAUGUUGACCACACAAUGGUCCUUCUCCAAAGGUCUGGAUGGAAGUUGUCCCCUCGGACCGGUUUUGGUCACCAAGGAUGUCAUCCCCGACCCUCAGACUUUGGACAUCAAGGCCAUCUACAACGGAAAGACCGUCCAGGACGGUAACACCAAGAACAUGAUCUUUGACAUCAAGAAACAAAUCAGCUACUUGUCCCAAGGUACCACCUUGGAGGCCGGCACCAUCUUCCUGACCGGUACCCCCGCCGGCAUCGGUUACUUCCGUCAACCCAGGGUCGUCCUGGAGGACAAGGGUGACAUCAGGGUCGAGAUUGAAAAGAUUGGUACCUUGAUCAACAAGGUUCACUAUGAACAGAUGUGAAAGGACACUCAGAAGGAAGUCUCGGUAGUUUUGAAAAAAAAAAACCCCAUCUAGAUCAAGAGGUUGUGCUCUCUGCUUUGUGUGAUGGACUUUUUCGCUCUGGUGUAAAUACCCAACUAGAAGGCCAUUUUUCUCAAAAUGAAUCAAUCUAUCCGAUCCAGAAAUUGCAACGGGAUUGCCGUCCGACUCGGUGUACAGAACCAAAGUACAAGCGUAUGCAGUGGUCUCGGUGUUUUGUGUGAACGUGAGCGUUGGUCUAGG